Molecule: messenger RNA, 2419 nt
Organism: Trichosurus vulpecula (common brushtail)
Lineage: Eukaryota; Metazoa; Chordata; Mammalia; Diprotodontia; Phalangeridae
Product: zinc finger protein OZF-like
Exons: 4
Coding region: 111-1715 (534 amino acids)
Biological process (GO): regulation of transcription by RNA polymerase II
Molecular function (GO): RNA polymerase II cis-regulatory region sequence-specific DNA binding; DNA-binding transcription factor activity
Source: RefSeq, a predicted model, not a curated record
GCCCCCUCCCUGAGUUCCCUUCCUGUGGCUCCUAAAUCCUGUGGUGGUGAAUCUCUCUCAGCCCCUUGUGCACGCGGAAGCCUCGCCCCGCCGCCUGCGGCUGGAGGGGGAUGAGGGCCCCGGAGAGAAGGCUGAGCGCCGGCAUCAGGCGGCCAUUUGCGAGGGGUCCAGUGACAUUCAGGGACGUGUCUGUGGAUUUCUCCCUGGAAGAAUGGAGACGCCUGAGCCCGGCCCAGAGGGACCUGUACAGGGACGUGAUGCUGGAGAACUAUGAGAACCUGGUGUCCGUGGGGCUUCCAGUGUCCAAACCCGCCGUGAUCUCCCUGUUGGAGAGAGGAGAAGCGCCAUGGAUGGCGGGCAUCCUCAGAGGCCCCUGCCCAGAUUACCUGAGUUGGAAUGCUAGGUGUGAAACCAAGGAUUCGGUUCUGACUGAGGGCAUUUGCCCAGGAACAUUGGCCCAAGAAAGAUUGUCAAUGGAAAGUAACUGGUAUCCCGGGAUGGGAGAAUCUGAGGAAUGGGAAGUUAGGUUAGAGAGACAGGAGGGUCACCAGGAGAGACAGUCCCAACAAGUGACAAUGACUCUUAAUAGUACGUUUGAUAUGGUGAGUGUACCUGAGUAUAGUAGAUUUGUUAGACAUUUUAACAUGGAGCCAGUCUUUUUUCCACAUUGGAGAGGUGACAUAGAAGAAAGAUUCCAUAAGUAUAAUUCACUUGGAAAGAAAGCCUUUGGCAAGAGAUUAAAUCUUAAUGGGCAGCAGAAAAGUCACACUGGAGAAAACUCUUUCGAAUGUGAUGUAUGUUGGAAAACUUUCUGGGAUAGGGAAGCACUUAGUAAACAUCAAAGAAUUCACACUGGAGUGAAAUUGUUUGAACUUAAUGAGUGUGAAAAAGGCUUCAGUGAUGGGGGACGACUUAUUGGACAACAGAAAUCUUCUGGAGUGAAACCGUUUGAAUGUAGGGAAUGCGGGAAAUCAUUAUCUUCAAGGAAAACCCUUACUUACCAUCAGAGAAUCCACACUGGAGUGAAACCCUUUGAAUGUGAUAUAUGUGGGAUAGGAUUUAUGCGAAAGGAAUACCUUAUUAGCCAUCAGAGAAUCCACACUGGAGUGAAACCAUUUCAAUGUAAAGAAUGUGGUAAAGCCUUCUUUCAGAAGGGAAAUCUAAAUAGCCACCAGAGAAUUCACACUGGAGUGAAACCCUUCGAAUGUAAUGAGUGUGGAAAAGCCUUCUUUCAGAAGGGAAACCUUAAUAGGCACCAGAGAACUCAUACUGGAGCAAAAAUCUUGGAAUGUAAUGAAUGUGGGAAAGCCUUAACUACAAGAAGAACCCUUAUUAGCCAUCAGAGAAUCCACCCGGGACUGAAACCUUUUGAUUGUAAAGUUUGUGGAAAAGCCUUCUUUCGGAGGGGCAACCUUUAUAGGCAUCAAACAACUCAUACUGGAGUGAAGCCUUUUAAAUGUAAUGAAUGUGGCAAAGCCUUCCGUCAGAAGGGACAACUUAAUAGCCAUCAAGGAACUCAUACUGGAGUGAAACCUUUUGAAUGUAAUGAAUGUGGCAAAGCCUUCUUUCGGAAGGCACAUCUUAAUAGGCAUCAGAGAAUUCAUACUGGAGUGAAACCCUUUGAAUGCAAAGAAUGUGGGAAAGCCUUUAGUGAGAAGACAUACCUAAUUAACCAUGAGAGAACUCAUACUGGAGUGAAAUCUUUUGGAGUGUGAAAUGUGGGAGAGACUUCAUUUGGAAGGAACACUUCAUUCAUCAUCAGAGAAUCCACACUGGAGUGAAAUCCUUUGAAAGUAAUCAACGUGGGAAAAAAAUCUUCUUUACAACAACAUCUCUUAUUAGCCAAUUAGAGGAUCCACACCUAAGUGAAACCCUUUGAAUAUAAUGAUGUUGAAUAGCCUUUCUUUGGAGGAGAUCCUGUAUUAGUUGUUGGAAGAUCUGUAGUGGAGAGAACUCCAUGGAAUGUAAGAAGAUAUAAUUAAUAAUUCAGGAGAGAACUCAACCUGGAAUGAAACCCUUUGAGUGCAGUAUGUGGGAAAGCCUUCUUUUUGAAGGGCUAUCUUAUUACCCAUUAGAAAACCCACACUGGAGUGAAAUCCUUAAAUAUAAUGAAUUUGGGAAAGUUUAUAAGCACUGAAGAACUUUGAAUCACCAGAAAACUCAUGUUGGAGUGAAAAUGUUUGAAUGUAGUGAAUGUGAGAAAACCUUCAUUGACAAGGGACACUUCUUAAGCUUCAAAACUCAUACUAAAGUGAAUGAAUGUGGGGAUACAUUUGGCUAGAGAGAAAAACUUUCUAAUGUGAGAGAAUUCUUACUUUUUCAAGUAAAUAUAAAUAUAUAUUAUUUAAAUGUAAUAAAUAAGUUGAAAUGUAAUCUCCCAUUAUUUGUAGUUUCUUGAGUAAAAAUGGUGUAACAUUAA